CGUACUGAAAUGCAUAAGGUCUAUUGUAAAUUUUUGGUUGGACUAUUAUAUUAUUCUCACUGAAAUUGACAAUUCAUUCUUGAUAAAGUUGAGCAACCUGCCACAUGCGUAUUCGUUCAGUUCUCUGCUGUGCCGUAAAUUCAUUCCUCAAAAUGCCGACCACGAAAGGAAAGAAAUGGGUGCUGAAGCAACACUUCCAGGGCAUGCCUAAGCGAAGCGACAUGGACCUGGUGGAGUUCGAUCUUCCAGCAGUCACAGACGGGACCGUUUUGUUGGAAGCUGUGUACCUCAGCGUGGAUCCUUAUAUGAGACCGUACACCGCAAGAUUCCCAGUUGGAAUUACCAUGAUCGGAGAGCAGAUUGCAAGGGUUAUUGAAAGCAAGAAUGACAAGUUCCCCGUUGGGACCAAUGUUUGCACACGUGCUGGCUGGGUGACACACUCCGUCUCAGACGGGGAGGGGCUGAUAAAGAUCCCGCCUUAUCCAGCAGGUGUUCCGCUCUCUCUCGCAUUGGGUACCAUCGGAAUGCCUGGGUUUACAGCUAACUACGGCCUUGUGGAUAUUUGCAAUCCCAAAGCGGGCGAGGUUGUUGUAGUCAGCGGUGCGGCCGGCGCAGUCGGUUCCGUAGUCGGACAAAUCGCUAAAAUACUGGGCUGCAAAGUGAUUGGUUAUGCCGGUUCUGACGCGAAGGUAGCUUGGCUGAAGGAACUUGGUUUCGAUGAAGCAUUUAACUACAAGACGGUGGACCUUGACGCAACAUUAAAGUCGGCUGCACCAAAUGGUGUGGACUGCUACUUCGAUAACGUCGGUGGGCAGUUUGCGACCACCGUUCUGAACAACAUGGCUCGUUUUGGACGCAUCGCAUGCUGUGGCGCUAUUUCCACCUACAACGAUACAGUUCCUGCGAAAUUUCCGGCCGUCCAUGGCACUAUUAUAUCCAAGGAACUGAAGAUGCAAGGCUUCAGCAUGUCAACGCACGCAAACCGCUGGCCGGAAUGGAUGAAGCAACAUAUCGGAUGGGUUAAAGAGGGGAAGCUGAAGUACAGUGAGCACGUGACUGAUGGAUUUGAGAACAUGUUUGAUGCUUUUAUGGGUCUUUUUACUGGAGCAAACACCGGAAAAGCCGUCGUUAAAGUUUAAUCUAUUCUCGUGUGUUACUUUGAGAGUCCGUUGUGGUGCAAAAACACCGCCAUGUUUGUGUUUGUAGCGCCCUCUGCUGGUGAAAGGUGUCAAGAAUCAUGCUUGUAGGUUUGACUAUUGUCAUUCAGAUAAAAUAAGUUAUCUCAUUUUUCGAAGAAAAAAAAAUGUGCACUUUAUCGAUCAACUUGGAACUUGGGUUUUCAUUAACACGUAAAGAGACGAAAGAAUCUGGACGCUAGGUGACAACAGAUUACUGUGCGCUAUCAACAGACAAAUCAGUUAUAAUCACAGAGACAUACUGUGGUUAUAAUUAUACCUUUUAGAAACUACCCAUUGCGCAAGCGUUAACUGUUUUUGAGAAAGAGGUAACAUCUCACUCAAUUAUUAAAAGGCUAUAGUCUU
This is a messenger RNA of Asterias rubens (European starfish), 1541 nucleotides long. Its product is annotated as prostaglandin reductase 1-like. The transcript has 9 exons. Gene Ontology annotation, biological process: prostaglandin metabolic process. Gene Ontology annotation, molecular function: 15-oxoprostaglandin 13-reductase [NAD(P)+] activity; 2-alkenal reductase [NAD(P)H] activity. Bases 105 to 1139 code for a protein of 344 amino acids. NCBI's taxonomy places the organism in Eukaryota, Metazoa, Echinodermata, Asteroidea, Forcipulatida, Asteriidae. Gene Ontology annotation, cellular component: cytoplasm. The record is from RefSeq and is a predicted model, not a curated record.